Molecule: messenger RNA, 655 nt
Organism: Lycium ferocissimum
Lineage: Eukaryota; Viridiplantae; Streptophyta; Magnoliopsida; Solanales; Solanaceae
Product: ubiquitin-ribosomal protein eS31 fusion protein-like
Exons: 1
Coding region: 46-516 (156 amino acids)
Biological process (GO): translation; modification-dependent protein catabolic process; protein ubiquitination
Cellular component (GO): cytoplasm; ribosome; nucleus
Molecular function (GO): protein tag activity; structural constituent of ribosome; ubiquitin protein ligase binding
Source: RefSeq, a predicted model, not a curated record
CGGCUGACAACAACCCUAAUCCCAUUUCGCCAUUGAACCGCGAAGAUGCAAAUCUUCGUGAAAACCUUAACAGGGAAAACCAUUACCCUUGAAGUAGAGUCCUCCGACACUAUCGACAAUGUGAAAGCAAAGAUCCAAGACAAGGAAGGCAUUCCACCAGACCAACAGCGUCUCAUCUUCGCAGGAAAACAGCUGGAAGACGGACGAACCUUAGCUGACUACAACAUCCAGAAGGAGUCCACUCUCCAUUUAGUGCUUCGUCUCCGUGGUGGAGCUAAAAAGAGGAAGAAGAAGACCUACACCAAGCCUAAGAAGAUCAAGCACAAGAAGAAGAAGGUCAAGCUUGCUGUGUUGCAGUUUUACAAAGUUGAUGAUUCAGGAAAAGUUCAGAGGCUGAGAAAGGAAUGUCCUAAUGCUGAGUGUGGUGCUGGUACUUUUAUGGCUAAUCACUUUGAUCGUCAUUACUGUGGUAAGUGUGGCCUCACCUACGUUUACAACAAGGCUGGAGCUGAUUGAUCAAUUCUUCUGUUUGCCCAAUGUUUUUGUGAUUUUACCGUGCUAGUUAUUUUUUGUUUUGUGGAAACUUUACUGAACAGUAUUUGCUGGAUUUUACUUGGUUUUGCAUUAUCAAUAUCAAUUUAAUAUUCCUAAUGUA